Molecule: messenger RNA, 984 nt
Organism: Pieris macdunnoughi
Lineage: Eukaryota; Metazoa; Arthropoda; Insecta; Lepidoptera; Pieridae
Source: the annotation of a GenBank genome assembly
AUGUUCCGCUUAUUCUGUCUCGUGUUAAUUGUGACUGAAGUACUAACUUCAGAAUAUUCUUUGUUGGAUCAGGAUUACUAUGACUUAGACCAAGCUCCUGAGAUCUACAAGCAAUUCCUUCAAAAAUAUAACAAAGAAUCUAGCUCGAAUCGUUUUGAAAUAUUCAAGGAAAAUUUGAGAAAAAUUAACAAAUAUAAAGAAAACAACAGUCAAAACUCAUAUGGCAUCAAUCACUUCACAGAUUUGACCUUUGAGGAGAUUUCGGAAUGCUAUUUGGGUUUAAAUGGUAACUUUACAUCGGGCGAUGUUAUCGAGUAUAAGCCCAGUGGGGAAAAGCUUCCAUCUGAAUUAGAUUGGCGUACUAACGGUUAUGUGACUGAAGUCAAGGAUCAGAUGAAUUGCGGGUCUUGUUUUGCCUUCAGCGCGGUAGGAAAUAUCGAAGGACAAUAUGCUAAAGCACACAGCACCACAGCAAUUAGCCUAUCAAAUCAGCAAGCAUUUGAUUGCAGCUUAACUCCAAGUUGUAAAGCGGGUGGUAUGCCGCAUAAAGUUUUUAAAGCUCUAGCCGAACAGGGUGGGUCAAUGACAGAAGCAGACUAUCCCUAUGAGCACGUAAAAGGUCAAUGCAGAACUGACAAAAGUAAAAUUGCUGUCACAGUCACGGGAGGAAGUCAACUUGGAGUUAACGAUGAAGAUAGUUUGCAAGAUGCAUUGGCUAAUUAUGGGCCCUUAUCUAUUUGUAUUUGCGUUAACGACGAAUUUAAGCAUAUGAGAGGAAAUUCAAUUUUUACCCCCACAGUUUCUUGUCCCACUAUUAAUCACGCUGUUUUGCUUGUUGGUUAUGGAAAAGAUGGUGAAACUGAGUUCUGGAUAAUUAAGAACUCUUGGGGCGUUUAUUGGGCAGAUCAAGGGUACUUCCGUCUCAUUAAAGGACGACAAGCUAUAAAAAUUGGGACGUAUGCUGCCCUUGCAACAGUCGCUUAA